CAUUGCAACAGUUUUGUAUUCACCUUUAGAAGAUUGCAGCCGACAGUAGUUAGCAGCGCAUCACUAUUUUGGGUCGUUUCGUCUGAAUUGUAAAAAAAAAUCCCAUCUCCUAAGAAUUAAAAUUUCGUGAUUGGUUAAAAUGAUUCACUUCAUCACAAAGGCAGCAAUGGUACGAAUGCCAACGCAUUCAUCGUUGAAAAACGUUCGAUUUUUGACGGAAACCAGUAAAACGUUUGGUAAGGUUCUUGCUACGCCAACACCGACUACCCAGUCAUCAUCAGCAUCGGCAACUCAACCGCAAACCAAUCCAGAUUUACAAAAAGCAUGGGAAAGUCAUGAUAUAACUGUGUCGAAUUGGGAUAAACGCGUUUUGGUCUCAGUUGGAAAAUACAAAAGAAUUGCUGAUGUUCCAAAGAAAGUAUCAUAUGAAACAAUUGAACACUCACGUGACCGAUUCCGUAUAAAAAUGGUCAUCUAUAUGAUGGUCGUAAGUGCAAUUAUUAGUUACGUACAAAUUGUUCGCGGCAAAAACGCACAUAAACGUGGCGAAAGUGUUGUGAACAACAACAUGGAAUGGCAUCGAAAAUACAACGAAGAAGCCGCCAAAAAGUAACGCCAAAUUGGAAUACAACGCUGGUCGAUAGCUGAAUUGAGGCAAUUUUUAAACACUUUUCAAUUGAUUCAUUUUAUUCAGCCUUUUCAUUUGUUUUUUUUUAAUGUUAUAUGUAAACUAAUGUUA
Contarinia nasturtii (swede midge) is the source of this 739-nucleotide messenger RNA. Its product is annotated as UPF0389 protein CG9231-like. The record is from RefSeq and is a predicted model, not a curated record. Lineage: Eukaryota; Metazoa; Arthropoda; Insecta; Diptera; Cecidomyiidae. The transcript is spliced from 3 exons. The coding region runs from base 140 to 613 and encodes 157 amino acids.